CACCUAUCAAUAUCGCUGUAGAGCCAGCUCAGCCACAGGCAAUGCAGGCAGCAGCAGCCCAACCAAAGAGAAACCUUAGAAAAUCUAAAGACCAGGAGUCUAACGGUAUAGACAACUUUGAGCUGCCAAAGUCCACAGUUACAAAGUUGGCGAAAGAAGGCGUACCAGAUGGUAUAAAAUUCCAGAAAGAUACACUACUCGCUCUACAAAAGAGCAGUUCGGUAUUUAUCAACUAUUUGGCAUCAGCUGCUCAAGAGAAGGCACAUGAUAAGAGUAAUAAAACAGUAAACGCAGCUCACAUUCUCGCUGCCGUGAAAGAACUAGACAUUGGUACACAAAAGGGUGAACUCGAGGAAAUACUAAACGAGGAGUUGAAGGCUUACAAAACCAUACAAGAAACUAAAGCAGCAAACAAGACACAGCAGCAGAUAGAGAAGGAAGACAACGCAGCAGAGACCAACAAUCCAGAUGAAUUCGACGAGAGUGUACUAGACGAUUAAAUUUUUUUAUUUAUAUUU
Wallemia mellicola CBS 633.66 is the source of this 518-nucleotide messenger RNA. Its product is annotated as histone-fold-containing protein. The record is from RefSeq and is a predicted model, not a curated record. The transcript has 4 exons. Gene Ontology annotation, biological process: heterochromatin formation; DNA damage response; leading strand elongation. Gene Ontology annotation, cellular component: epsilon DNA polymerase complex; CHRAC. Lineage: Eukaryota; Fungi; Basidiomycota; Wallemiomycetes; Wallemiales; Wallemiaceae. The coding region runs from base 42 to 500 and encodes 152 amino acids. Gene Ontology annotation, molecular function: protein heterodimerization activity; chromatin DNA binding.